AUGCCUCUUGCAGUGAUCACCGAAAGACACCGUUUCCAGUUUGUUUACACCGUCCUCACCAAACCUGAUGGGUUCUCCGGUCCUGUGUUCAGUGCAGUGGGUCUGUAUGACGACAGACGUAUCUGUCACUACAGUAAUGAAGAACAAACCUGGAAAAGAGACCGUUCAGAUGCAGAAAUCUGGAGAUAUACCGAAGAACCUCAUGAUCCUAGAGACUGGUUUAUAAAUCUGGUUAACACUCUGACAAACUGCACAAGCUCCAGAUGUGAUGGCCUCUAUACUCUACAGAAGAGAAUCGGCUGUGAGGUGGAAAAACAUCCAGAUGGAUCAGUGAUGAAUGUGAAUGCAUUUGAUGAGUACGGACAUGAUGGAGAGAAUGUUAUUGCCUUUAAUAUUGACACAAUGCAAUGGAAGGAUAAAAGUCCAAAGAAGGCUAAAGAAUCCAAAAUGAAAUGGGACACUGACAGAUUUCGUAAUCGGUAUCUCCAGUCAUACCUCAACAGCUGCAUUGACUGGAUCUCCACAUUUAAUGCGUCAAUAAGCACUCCACCAGCUCUUUACAUGUUUGCAUCUGAAGUUCCUCAUGACCAAAGCAAGCUGAUUCUGACCUGUCUGGCCACUGGUUUCCACCCCAAACACAUAGAGAUGAAUGUCACACAAAACAACAUCACACUCCAACCAUUCAGCUCUACUGGAGUCAGACCCAACAAUAACCAGACCUUUCAGAUGAGAACCAGUGUGGAGAUAAACAGAGAUGAGAAACAGAGUUAUGAGUGUCACGUCCUUCACAGCAGUCAGAUAUGUACAAUGUUAUGGGAAGGAAAUCUGGAAUCUAGAAGUCAUUAUUGGGCAGCAGUAGCUGAAGGUGUUUUUGCAAUUGCGGUUCUAUACAUCAUGUCUUUAAUCUACAAAAACAGAAGGUUAAAUGGCUAGAUGAACUAUAAUGGUUCCACCACAGAACAUCGUGAGAACAUCAUCUCGGGGUCAGCAGAUCUUCUGACUGCAAGUGAUUCACAUGAGAGCAGUGAAUCAGUGGAUCUCCACUUGGUAUUCAUGUUUAUCAGUGAGAAGCAAGAUCCUGGAUGUGUCGUCUAUGAUAAUAUCAUCACUGUUUUAAUGACACUAUCAAGUAUGUCAAAAAACAGUCCAUUAUGCACAUUCAUUUUUAACUUUAUUUUUGCAGUGUUAGCUUUUUCAUUAGGAUUACAGGCCAACCUAAAAUUUACACAAGAAUUUAUUUUGAAAUUAUAACAGUAAUACAUACUGUAAGGGAAACAGGUCAAUUUAUCUCAAAGGGAAGAUUUUAUAGGGAAUUUGAACAGAAUCACUGUUGAUCACUGAGUCGGCCAGCAACUCACUGAACAAGCCGUAUAACAAACUCUGCAGUGGAUAUUAAUAUCUUCCGUUACAUGGUCUGAAUUUUCCUGCUCUUGCAGGGAAUAAUUUGGACGUGAUUUCUAUAACAAGAAUAUAUUACGUUUUACUAAGAAUUGAUUGAUAGAAACAUUGCAUGGAAAUUCAAACUCAUACAUACCCAACAUGAAUAUAAACCUAUAAACUAUUCAAUAGUUAUUCAAAAUACAUACACAAUGAGUGAUUAGGACAUGAUAGUCAAAUGUGUGGGUUACAUACAUAAUACAGAGUUAUGCAUAGAAAAGAUUAGUUGCUCAUAAGUCCUUUUAACAUCAUUUAAUUGCAUAUAUACAUGUAAAGGCAGUUUCUGUGCGGUUCUGUGAACGUGAUGUUCUCUGAGCCGAAAGGUCAAAAGAGUAUAGAAGGAAUCUCAGUCUGGUCCUUGUCUUAGGCGGGGGACACCACCCAACAAAGUCUCUACUAAUGAUUUUCCUCAUGUGAUGGUCAUGAUGUGCUGUGUCUUUGAUCAUUAAUCUUGGGUUUUUUGCCUCAAAAUUGACAAUCUCCUUCCUGUGUUGGAAUUGUCAAUAAGUGUUCUUUUGUGUUAAUGUUCCAAGUUGUUCAAAGCUGUGAAGGAGUUGGUUGGUUAGGCUGGCAGGCUGGCGAUAGGGCCUGAUUUACGAUCAUCCAUGUUGUCUUGGGCCUCUUUCUGGAUUUCGGCUGCUCGGGUUUCAGCAAUGUUCUGAUCGAAUUGUUAAUCGAUACCGAGGGAUAUUGAGAAGACCUCGUAAUGAGCGAGUUGGGGUAUAGGGGAGGAGCAGUUCACAGAGAUAAUGGGGAGCCAGGUUAUGCAGUGCUUUAAAAGUGAGCAGGAGAAUUUUGUAUUUAAUACGAUAUGCAACAGGACAGCAAUGGAGACUAAACAAAACUGAAGUGAUGUGAGCAGCAGAAUUUUAGAUGUAUUGUACCCUGGAAAUGGAACUGGCAGGUAAACCACUGAAAAGGGCAUUACAAUAAUCAAGGCGAGAUGUGACGAAAUUAUGAAUAAUGGUUUCAGCAUCUUUAAGACUAAUAAAAGCAGCACUUGGCAAUGCGACGUAAAUGUAUGCUACAUGUAAACUCUGAACACCCACAGUUGCUGCUUGUGGAAGAGCAAUAGGAAGAUAUGUAAGAAUGUGUAGUGGUGUUGGUGUAAAUGAAUAAGCAAUGGUAAAAUUCCUAUUGAUAUUUAACACAUUUAUACAAAAAUAAUUUCCUUUUUGUAUAUAUAGUAUUGACUUUUCCCAGUACAUUUGAAAUCUGUAUCUAAAAUGCUCAGUGUAAUACACGGACAAAACUGACAUUCUUUUAUAGUACAGAAUAUAACAGAUGUGACCAUUGACCACAAAACCAGUCUUAAGUACCACACAUUUCACCCCAAAGAAUAAAUGAAUAAUGAAAAGUACAUCCUGUACUGUAUAGUGAUUGUUUCAUUUUUGUAAGAUGUGCUUUGAUUUAUUUAAGAGGUUCGAUUGUGACAUCUAGUGGUGAAAAACGUUAUGGCAAUAUUCUCAGGAACAAUUUAAAAAAUUGUGUUAGGGGUAAAUUAUGGCCUGGAUCUUUUUUCUUUUCUUUUUUUUAAAUGUAUAGGUCUAAUUUUUUAUUUAUUUAUUUUUAUUUUUUUUCAAAAUUACAUUUAGUACCACAAAUAGUGUCAUGACAUAUGUUACACAAUUGAAAUAAUUUUUGUUUUUUAAUGAAAAUUAGGAGGGUGUAUAAUGUGAUUAACUGUGAUGAAAAAAAUAUUUUAUGUGAAAUUGUUUUGUGAGAUUCACUCAGUUUUGAAUUUUUUUGAGGUUUUCUGGGGAUGUAAAACACACCAAGGUUCCUGGUGGAUUUUGGCUGGUCUUGUACUGUAAAACUAAAAGUUGAACAGAUUAUUUUCAGUAUGGAUGAAACUGAUCUGACCUGCCGUUGUCACCAGGAGCACAGAAAGCCACUGAGAAGAUCGACAUGUCGGGGGUAUUGUUGUAAUUCGCAAAUGUAAAUAUAGAUAUGCUCUGAAUAUACAACUCAAUGUUAAAAAAGACAGAUUCAAAUCAAUAUAUUUACAGUCUAUUACUAUAGAAACCAUAGUAUUUCCUAUAACCUGCAUUUUUACGAUAAUGUUCAAAAGCAAAUGUCAAUAAAAGAUUUAUGUAACAUUACAUGCUGCUUACACCCCCUUAAAAAGGGUCUAGUGACACUUCUGCUACAGCUCUUCACUGUAAAAAAAAAUCAGUAAAAAUACAGUACAAUAUACCCUAAUAAUUAAAGGAAAUUUUCCAUUUUUGGUUUUUACAGGUGUUUUUCCGUAUUUUUGAAUUACGCUUUGCAUUGUGGGAAGAAGAACGUUGGUGGCUUACAUAGGCGCGAAAACAGUGAAGAGUAUUGUACAGAUGCUCAUGUUUUCUUUUUUUUUUUUUUUUAAUUCCGUCUGUUACUGUUUAAAGCUAAACUGUCUUUUACAAUACAGGCAUUUUGCCUCAGUUGACACAUUGUUAAAUGAAUUGAGUAUUUGAUAUUGUUUAGUCCUAACCCACUUAAGGCAAACAAAAGCCAUUGCCCACAUAGCAAUUGACAUCUGGCCCAGCUCUGGGCCAAGCAAGGAGUUACACUCGGCCCAAGUGCAGCAAAGAAUUACGGCCCUUGUUUGGCCCAGAUCUGGACUACAGACAUGAGCCACACAUGAGCCAUAACUGGCCCAAAUCUCAGCCAAAUAGUAACUUGAGCCCUGAACUGAGCCAGAACAAGUUUUAAUAGUGCUACACAAUCUCAGCCUUCAGUAAACCACAUAGAGACUAGUCUUAAACCAGAAGCCCCAAAACUGAGCCAUGUCUAAAGGUGUAACUGUGUUUUACUGCUUAUUGAUGGAUCCAUGGCUGAGUUGGUUUUUGUUUUCCUUUUUUAGGCUCAGUUUUGGGGUUUCUGGUUAAAGACUAGACUCUAUGUGGUUUACUGAAGGCUUGACUGGGUCCCAGAUAGCAAGAGAGCAGGUGAAAACCAUUGAAUCAAUGUUAAAAAAUAGUUGAUUUGUCAAUGUUAAUGUCAUUAAAUCAAUUAAUGUUGAAAAAAUGUUGACAUUUCAACAAACCACCAUUACUGUGAUCAGUGAUUGCUUUAGUUGGGUUCUUGAUUCUUGUUUUUCAUUAAGUCAAUUCUUUCUCUGUGCUAUAAUGGUGUUUCGAUGUAAACACUUAUGCUGUUGAAAAGAGAUAUUUUAAAAUUAAGUUAAAGUGGAUUGCUUUUUGCAGUGGGUGUCAACUGGCAUUACAGUUGAGAAACAAUUCUAAAUAAUAUUGAUGAAUGUCAUUACUGACGUAAAUCUUUUGUAGCACAAAUGCAAAAAAACAAAAAUUCUGUGUUAAUAAAUGAAAAGAUUUAGACAUGAACACUCAACAUACAAACCGCAACAAUGGUGACAAUCACCAAACUAAUUCAGUUAAACAGAUCACCUGCAAUGCAUGACUUUUUUACUAUGUUGAUACCCGGCAUGCAUUUCUGCAUAGAAUUUUCUUUUGCUGAUUGUCACCAUUGUUGAGUUUCAUACGCUGAAACUUGAUGUCUAAUUGAUUCAGUAACUUACAGAUUUUUUUUUUAUAUAUAUUCUCUGUUAAUUCAUAAAAGUAUGAUAGUGGUUUUAUUCAGCUUUAAUCUCACAUUGCAGUAUCACACCAUCAUUCAAAUGCCCAACACACUUGUGAGAAAUUCAUUAUAUAACCUUGCAAUUAUUACAGUCACCACCAUCAUCUAAUCUCAGCGGAUCUUAGCUUUUGUUGUCUUAAACAACAUGUUUUCACACAAUGUUACAAAAGACAAAAAAAUCUAAUGUUAAAGUACAAAGAGUCAAGAGCCCAACUAAAGUGAUCACUGAUCACAACAAUGGUGGUUUGUUGAAAUUAUUUUUUUUUUCAACAUUAUUAGUAGAAGCAAAAGUUAUAUUAAUUCAUUAACACUGACAAAUUAACUACUUUUAACAUUGAUUCAAUGGUUGCUUGGGGGUAGCACUAAUAAAACUUGUUCUGGCCCAGUUCAGGGCUGGUUAUACGUUACUAUUUGGCUGAGA
Molecule: messenger RNA, 5437 nt
Organism: Labeo rohita (rohu)
Lineage: Eukaryota; Metazoa; Chordata; Actinopteri; Cypriniformes; Cyprinidae
Product: RT1 class I histocompatibility antigen, AA alpha chain
Exons: 6
Coding region: 1-933 (310 amino acids)
Biological process (GO): immune response
Cellular component (GO): external side of plasma membrane
Source: RefSeq, a predicted model, not a curated record